This is a messenger RNA of Owenia fusiformis, 2124 nucleotides long. NCBI's taxonomy places the organism in Eukaryota, Metazoa, Annelida, Polychaeta, Sabellida, Oweniidae. The record is from the annotation of a GenBank genome assembly.
UUAUUCUAUAAAUGUUUGAUAAUCAUAACAAUUUGCGGAGGUUUCUAUUUAUUGAAAUUUGAGCACUAGUUAUGUCAUGACUCAAGUUGUAAAGUUUAGACUUUUAAAAAGCACAAAAAGUGAAGUUACAACACAAGUUGUAAAAUACAGACUUUUAAGAAGCACAAGCAAGAUGGGGCAAACCCUGUCAGAGCCUGUGACUGCCAAAGAGACAUCAAGCUGUGGGAACACUCAGUAUAAAGUUGGCUCAUCAUGUAUGCAGGGAUGGAGAAUCAAUAUGGAAGAUGCUCAUGUUCAUCUGUUGAGUCUGCAGCAGGAUAAAGACGCUUCAUUCUUUGGUGUAUUUGAUGGACACGGAGGGCCCAAAGUCGCACAAUAUGCAGGAACUCAUCUUCAUAAGAAAAUAGCCAACCAUUCUCUAUAUACUCAAAACUUACCUGAGGCUUUAAGGUUAGGUUUCUUAGAGUUAGAUGAGGAUAUGUUGAAAGAUGCUGAGAUGAAGGAUGAACUUGCAGGGACUACGGCUUGCGUAGCUUUAAUCAAAAAUAAUAAAAUAUAUUGUGCCAACUGUGGGGAUUCCAGGGCUAUUGCCAGUGUUAAAGGCCAAAUAGAACAGCUGUCAUUUGACCAUAAACCAAGUAAUGAAUUAGAAACCAAACGUAUCAUUGCAGCGGGGGGAUGGGUAGAGUUCAACAGAGUGAAUGGUAAUCUAGCACUAUCCAGGGCUUUAGGAGAUUUUGUAUUCAAAAAGAAUGAUAAGAAGAAGGCUGAGGAGCAGAUAGUAACUGCAAACCCAGAUAUUGUCGAGAAUGAAAUCACAGCUGACCACGAGUUCCUUGUGUUAGCGUGUGACGGCAUUUGGGAUGUUUUGACCAAUGAGGAGGUCACUGACUUUGUACGAAACAGAAUAGCACAAAGAAUGGAGCCAGAAGUGAUCUGCGAGGAGCUAAUGACCCGAUGUUUAGCGCCAGACUGUCAGAUGGGAGGUCUUGGAUGUGACAAUAUGACUGUAGUAUUAGUAUGCUUCCUCCAUGGCGGAACUUAUGAGCAACUAGCCGAACGAUGUUCCAGGCCUUGUGUUAGAAGUAACAAUAUAAGGAAUAAUAUAAACGAUCCCGAUCUUAAGUGAUGUUAUUGGUGAAAAUGGAUAAAUGUGGAUACAUCUAUGAUCGUCAAAUUAGUCGUGACCAGUCCGGUGCAUUAUGGAUCUUAUAUUGGCUAAGGGGAUGAAUUGUGGGAAUGUACGCAGUUUUAAAGUGUAUUACUGAUGCAUUAUGGGUAGCCUGGGGGCUGGAUUUCCAUGGCAACUCGAAAUAUAAUAAAUGCUUCAAUAACAACCAUCCAUACAACAAUGGAGUUACCGAGGAGUCGUUAAAUGCAUUUUUCGAUGUCACAAAGAAAUGACAUCAAGAUGCCAUCGGUAAUUGAUGUCACAAUCAAAUGAUAUCAAGAUGCCAUUGAAAAUUGAAGUACAUAUAAAAAUGUUAUUGUCAUUCAUUCAUAUAAUAUUAGGAUUAUUUUCUGUUAAUGUGUAUUAGCAAAACGAAAAGCAAUUCCAUGAGGAUACACACAAGCUGUGUGUGGAUGCAAGUCAAAUUUUGAACUUGAAGAGUAGUCUCGAAACGGAGAUUAAAAUUAGAAAAAUUUGAUGUUAAUGAACAUGUUAUAUUAGGGAAUAGCCCAUGGGAUAGCCAUGCCUUAACAACAAACUGUUUCCAUGGCAACCAGUGGAAAGAGCAACCCAAGCUUAUUAGACAAAAAGAGGAUCAGUUUUCAGUUAGGAAUAAAGUAAAUUGACAUCAAGACGGGUAAAUAGCCUACUAAAAUAUGGGAAGACUUGGUGUCUCAUACAGGUUUAAAGAAGACGCUUUAAAUGAUGGAUAAUAGGACAUCUGAAAAUUCUAAAAUAUGGGAAGACUUGGUGUCUCAUACAGGUUUAAAGAAGACGCUUUAAAUGAUGGAAAAAAGGACAUCUGAAAAUUCUAAAAUAUGGGAAGACUUGGUGUCUCAUACAGGUUUAAAGAAGACGCUUUAAAUGAUGGAAAAUAGGACAUCUGAAAAUUCUAAAAUAUGGGAAGACUUGGUGUCUCAUACAGGUUUAAAGAAGACGCUUUAAAUGAUGGA